AUGUCCACAGCCAGUAUUAAAGACCAUGCGGAUACCCUGUUGAACUUAUUAGAUAUGGAGAGAAACGAGCAGAUGGCCGCGAGGGCGCCCAAGAUUAUUUGGAUUUGCCACAGUCUAGGAGGCCUGGUGGUUAAACAGGCCUUGUUGAAUGCACACGAGGACCGAAAGUAUACUUCUAUCCGUACCGACACUUGCGGUCUCGUUUUCUUUGGAACUCCACAUCGGGGAGGCAAGGGUGUUGAGCUGGGGAAAAUCGCUGCCAAUGUCGCGAAAUUCAUAUCCAGAGGCCACGCCAAAAAUGACUUGCUCGAAUGUCUGGAAGAAAAUGCUCUCUUUACUAGGCAAAUGUCAAGCCGAUUCAAACAACAACUCGAAGACUAUCAGGUCGUUAGUUUCGUUGAGGGCAAAGAAGUGUUCAUAGGAGGCAGUGGACCAGCUUCAAUAAGUCAUCUUGUGGUUGACGAAGAGUCUGCCAUCCUUGGUCUACCAGGACAACGCGAGACCCGGUUGAAGCUAGAUGCAGAUCACUCGCAGAUGUGCAAGGUCGGCAGUCGGGGAGCGAUGUACAAGCUGAUCAAAGGAAACAUCAAACAAAUCGCAGACCAUGUCCUUCUUACGGAGCGUGGAUUUGUCCCGAAGCCCUCCACGGCUUCACCAAAUCCCGGACCUCCUCUCCCACCUCGAUUGCAUCUCAACAGCAGUCUACCCUACGCAGGACCUCCUCGCACGCCAGACCCGUCCGAAAACCAGGUUAUCGGGGUUUUAUUUCAACCUGCUGAUAACGAUCCGAGAUCGCGUCAAGUUGCAGAGCACAUGAAUAACUGGAAAUGGGAUGACGCAAGGCGAGCACAAUAUCCUAUUUUCCAGGAGCAUCACCGUACCCUGGGUCAGGACCACUACAGCACUCUCCUUGCCGGUUACUACCUGGCCGAUAUUGAGCUUAGUGCAGGGUGCUUCCUGAAGGCAAAAGAGUGGGGAGAUUGGGUGUGUAACAAUUCCCAACGGGUGCUAACCAAACGACACGAGCUUUCGAUGAAAUCAGAAGGCUUAAUGGGCGAGCUUAUCUUUCGCUUGGGCAAGGCUCAGGAAGGCCAGUCUAUCUGUUCAAAUGUUCUGGCACGUCAACAAAUGACGAUUGGCGACGACCAUCUGGAUACACUAGACACGCGUCGACGAGUGGCGCUAGCCUACGGACAGCUCAACCAGCGAACUGAAGCCAUCCAGGCAAUGACCAAGUACAGCGAAAGUGUUGGUCGCGUCCUUGGAAAGAACCAUAUCCUGUACUUCGCAAGUGUGCUAGACACAGCAGAGCAGGUGCUUUCCCAGCGGCUAGACAGCACCGACCAGCUCGUAAGCCGGUUCAGCAUUACCGUCUCAGACCCCCAAGCCGAAGCAUGCGAGGCCAUUGUACAGGAGCUAAGUACUCGACUGGGCCGACACCACCCGCUCACCAUUCGUGGCACGUGGAUUAGCGGCGCAAUGCAGGCGCUCAUUCAAGACAAUAGCACCAGCUCCUCGGAGACGUUUCGGCGCGCCCUCGCCACCGCAGAAGAAUAUCUUGGUCCAGAACACUCAGAAACUAUGAGCAUCGUCGGUAUCAUGGGGGUGAUGUUUGCCUUACGCGGGUCAUUAACCCAGUAUGGUUACAAUCCUUACAUUCAGGACAAAUCGGCAAACCUCACUAAUGCUCUGCCAUGGCUGCAACGCUAUCUGAGCUGGGCCGAGAAAAACCAGGGUAUCGGAUCCCCCGAAGUUCAAACAAUCCUUGGAUUGAUCGCGAAAAUGUACUUUGCAUCACAGCAGUAUCAGCAAGCACAGGCUUAUUUCGACCGCUUGAUCGCGUCAUAUCGCGCUGCCGGUAUGCCUGUACCAGACGACAUUCAGAGCUCUUACCAGCUAUGCCGGAUGAAUACGCGGUUUUUGACGCCACAGAUUGGGGGCGGCUCUGGUACAGGCUUGGACUUUGCGAAUAUUUUAUCGUCAUUUCGACGGUUGUAG
Messenger RNA from Aspergillus puulaauensis, 1998 nucleotides. Its product is annotated as LipA and NB-ARC domain protein. The transcript has 4 exons. Bases 1 to 1998 code for a protein of 665 amino acids. NCBI's taxonomy places the organism in Eukaryota, Fungi, Ascomycota, Eurotiomycetes, Eurotiales, Aspergillaceae. Gene Ontology annotation, molecular function: protein binding. The record is from RefSeq and is a predicted model, not a curated record.